AUGGAAGGAGAACAGCGACAGGGUUUGAACCCGCAAAAGCUGAAGUCACUGGAGGAAUGGUUACAGAAAACCUCCAUCACUUUAACACAGGUCAAUGGUCAGAGGAAAUAUGGAGGUCCCCCUCGGGGCUGGCAAGGUCCUGCUCCAGGCCCGGGCUGUGAGGUCUUCAUCAGUCAGAUCCCUCGAGAUGUAUUUGAGGAUCGUCUGAUCCCACUCUUCCAGAGCGUCGGCACUCUUUACGAAUUUCGGCUCAUGAUGAACUUCAGCGGGCAGAACCGCGGCUUUGCCUACGCCAAGUAUGGCGACCCCGUGACUGCCUCCACUGCGGUAAUGACCCUCCACCAGUACCGGCUGCCGGAGGGGAUUCGACUGACUGUACGAAGGAGCACGGAGAAGAGGCAGCUGCGUCUCGGUGACCUCCCGUCUAACGUGAACCAGGGGGAACUGCUGAUGGUCCUCCGCCUGCUCUCUGAGGGGGUGGAGGAUGUCAUGCUGAAACUGGCCGGGCCUAAAGGGAGAGAGGUCGUGGCUCUAGUGAACUACUCCUCUCACUACUCUGCAUCCAUGGCCAAGAAAGUGCUGGUGCAAGCAUUCAGGAAGCAAUACGGCAUGCCUGUUACCGUGAGAUGGAUGUCUGUUACCUCAAAAUCCAAGCAUGUAGAGCAGACAAGGCCAGAAGAUGGUCCCAUUACCCCACCAGGCCUGAAACCCCUCCUCAAACCCUCCCUUCCCCUUCUGCAUCCUCAACCGUCCAGGGGCCCGGCCACCCAGCCAAAAGAUGAUGUUAUGCCUCAAGCUCCUAUUUUGCCAGAUGCCGAGUCUCAGCUGAAGUGGUUUUGUGAGCUCAACAGACUUGGCAUUCCGCAGUAUGAAGCAUGUUACCAUCACACCGGUCCAGAUGGCUUCCUCUACUUUACCUACAAAGUGCUGAUCCCAGGCCUCCCUUUGCCUCUGCAGGGGUUUGUCCAGAUCCUGCCGGGCACCAGCGCCUGCGCUAUGAAAGGGGAAGUUUAUCAGGCCGCUGCUGAGCAGGUCAUCAAAACCAUUUGUAAGGUCUCUGGUUUAGCUGUCUAA
Messenger RNA from Xyrauchen texanus (razorback sucker), 1074 nucleotides. Its product is annotated as dead end protein 1-like. The record is from RefSeq and is a predicted model, not a curated record. Lineage: Eukaryota; Metazoa; Chordata; Actinopteri; Cypriniformes; Catostomidae. Bases 1 to 1074 code for a protein of 357 amino acids. Gene Ontology annotation, molecular function: mRNA binding. The transcript has 5 exons. Gene Ontology annotation, biological process: negative regulation of miRNA-mediated gene silencing; germ cell development; mRNA stabilization. Gene Ontology annotation, cellular component: cytoplasm; nucleus.